Boeremia exigua is the source of this 2215-nucleotide messenger RNA. Its product is annotated as copper amine oxidase. NCBI's taxonomy places the organism in Eukaryota, Fungi, Ascomycota, Dothideomycetes, Pleosporales, Didymellaceae. The transcript is spliced from 2 exons. Gene Ontology annotation, biological process: amine metabolic process. Bases 98 to 2215 code for a protein of 705 amino acids. The record is from RefSeq and is a predicted model, not a curated record. Gene Ontology annotation, molecular function: primary methylamine oxidase activity; quinone binding; copper ion binding.
AUGGAGAGCUGGACGACAGCCGUACAUAACCCCGCCGAGGGGCCCGUCCUUGAUCAUCGACAACCUCGUGCUCUCCAAUUGACCCCGUUCCUUCACAAUGGCUCUUGAUCGCCUCAAGCAGGCGGCGUCGCACAUCACAGGCCAAGUCGCGCCGCCACACCCCUUCGACCCCCUCUCCGAGCUCGAGAUCGAGGCCGCUGUAGCUCUCGUUCGCAAGGCCCACCCUGAUGUCUUCUUCAACGCUGUCACGCUGCUCGAGCCGCCCAAAGCCGACAUGAUGGCCUGGAUCCGCGCGCCCCUUGUGGCGCCGCGUCCGCACCGUGUCGCAGACGUUGUGUGCAUUGGGCGCGGCAGCAAGGUGUUCGACGCCCACGUCGACCUGACGGAGAGCAAGCUGCUGACCUGGGAGCUGACCGAGGGCGUGCAGCCGCUGAUCACCAUGGAGGAUCUGCAGAUUGUCGAGACGGUGGUGCGCAAGGACCCUAAAGUCAUUGAGCAGUGUGGUAUUCUGGGCAUCCCGCCUCAGGAUAUGCACAAGGUGUACUGCGACCCGUGGACGAUUGGCUACGACGAGCGCUUUGGCACCACUGUGCGCCUGCAGCAGGCGCUGAUGUACUAUCGCCCCCAUGUGGAUGAUAGCCAGUAUAGCUUUCCGCUCGACUUUUGCCCAAUUUACAACUCGGAUACUCAGGAGAUUGUCCAUAUUGAUAUCCCGCCAGUGCGCAGGCCGCUGAACACAGCGCCACCGAAUAACUACCAUGCAGCCGCCAUUGAGAAGGAGGGAGGAUUCAGGACUGAUCUCAAGCCAAUCCAUAUCUCGCAGCCGGAAGGUGUCAGCUUCAAAAUGGAUGGGAGGUAUAUCACCUGGGCGAACUGGAAGCUGCAUGUCGGUUUCAACUACCGCGAGGGUAUGGUUUUGAGCAACAUCACAUUCAACGACAAGGGCACAGAAAGAGACACGUUCUGGCGACUGUCGCUUGCGGAGAUGGUGGUGCCGUAUGGAAACCCGGAGCACCCUCACCAGCGCAAGCACGCGUUUGAUCUCGGAGAGUACGGCGGUGGAUACAUGACGAACUCGCUGAGUCUGGGGUGUGACUGCAAGGGCGCGAUCCACUACAUGGACGCGGCGUUUGUCAACCGCGCCGGCCAGGCAACGACGAUCAAGAACGCUAUCUGCAUCCACGAGGAAGAUGCUGGUAUUCUGUUCAAGCACACCGACUUCCGCGACAACAGUGUCACGGUUACACGCGCACGCAAGCUCAUCAUCUCACACAUCUUCACUGCCGCCAACUACGAGUACUGCGUGUACUGGAUCUUCCAUCUCGACGGCACCAUCCAGCUCGAGAUUAAGCUCACCGGCAUCCUGAACACCUACGCCAUGCUCCCCGGCGAAGACCUCAAGGGGUGGGGCACAGAAGUGUACCCCGGCGUCAACGCGCACAACCACCAGCACCUGUUUUGCCUGCGUAUCGACCCCAACAUCGACGGCCCCAACAACUCCGUCUUUAUGGUUGACGCCGCGCGCGGCGAUGGCGAAGUCGGCAGUGCUGAGAACAAAUACGGCAACGCCUUCUAUGCAAAGAAGACAAAACUCAGCACCCCCGAGCAGGCCGCCACCGACUACAAUGGUGCCACCAGUCGCACCUGGGACAUGUGCAACGAGGCCAAGCUCAACCCCUACAGCAAAAAGCCGGCCAGCUACAAGCUGGUCAGCAGAGAAGUCCCCGAGCUGCUGCCCAAGCCUGGCGGCCUGGUGUGGAAGCGCGCCGGCUUCGCCCGCCACGCCGUCCACGUCACAAAAUACGACGACGCCCAAAUCCACCCGGCCGGCCGCCACGUCCCGCAAACCUCGGGCGAGCCCUCGCAAGGCCUACCCGCCUGGAUCGCCGCGGCCCCCACCGCAUCCCUCGAAAACACAGACGUCGUGCUGUGGCACACCUUCGGCCUCACGCACUUCCCCGCGCCCGAAGACUUCCCCGUCAUGCCCGCCGAGCCCAUGUCGCUGCUGCUGCGGCCGCGCCACUUCUUCACGCGCAAUCCGGCGCUCGAUGUGCAGCCGAGUUACUGCAGUGUGCCGAGCGGGGUGGCGCAGGGCGAGACGUUGGUGGAUCGCGUUAGUCGGUUGGCGUUUGGGGGCGAGACGGCGGCGGCGCAGGGGAAGCCCGUGGGGGAGGCGGCGUGUUGUGAGGGCGGGAAGUUUGGGGCGGGGGUCUAG